This is a messenger RNA of Teleopsis dalmanni, 594 nucleotides long. RefSeq names its product probable basic-leucine zipper transcription factor O. The record is from RefSeq and is a predicted model, not a curated record. Lineage: Eukaryota; Metazoa; Arthropoda; Insecta; Diptera; Diopsidae. The transcript has 2 exons. Bases 1 to 594 code for a protein of 197 amino acids.
AUGUCGCCAGCUCAUGUUUCCUCACCAUUGACACUAUCUACGUCUCAACAGCAACAACCACAAACUCCUUCAACUCCAUCACAUCAUCUAAAUAGUAUUUUGAAUGAAACAGCUAAUUCUAAUGAUUCCUCAACACUAGCAGUUGCAGCCAAUGACAGCAAUAACAGUAAUAACAGUAGCAGUAAUAGUUCAACAAAUAGUAUUGUAAAUAAUCAACCAACGAUGCCAUUACAGAAUACAAUGAGACUCAUAUCCAUGACGCCAGUACGAGUUGAAGAUAUCCAUAGUCUAGGCCCGGUAUCACCUGUCCGGAACCAGCAGCAAAGUAACCAACAACAUAACCAGUCGAUAGAUAAGCAAACAACAGCAGAAGUAAAUAAAAUUGCAACUUCAAAGACAGCAUCACUAUCCAAGCCAAGUAUAAUACAAAGCACACAAUGUCGAAUUUACCCAGACAAGCAUUUACAAGAGCAAGCGCCAUGUAAAUGCCUCGUACCACCAUCGCAUGAUCCAAAAGCAAACAAAGAGAUACAAGAGUUCCAAAUCCCAGAAGCACAACGUUGUCAUAAGGUAAUACAUUAUAGUGCACGUUAA